CCCACCCAUCCACCUUGGGCGGGCGCCGCGCCGUCGAGGGCCAUCCAGAGCUCGCCAUGGCGGCCGUCCGGUCCAACAGGGCCCACGCCCACCAGCACUGCCGCUCCGAGGCGUCGUGCCCGACGACCUCCGUGGCCGUGGCGGCGGCGAGGGCCGGCGACGCCCCACGCCACCGUUCGCAGGCUCCGGUGCAGGUCUCGAAAGGGCAUCACCAGAUGCGGCGGUCAGCGGCGUUCCCACCGCGCCGCCCGGGGCCAGGGCGUCGCCCUCCUCAGCGUUGUGACAGCGACAUCAACAUCCGGCAGCACCGCACCUGCAGCGAGGUGGCCGGCGGCACCGCGGCGGGCUGUGCGGCCGUGUGCUGCUGCUUCCCCUGUGUCAUGGUGGAGGUCGUGGUGCUCGCCACGGUGCGCGCGCCCGCAGCGCUGUGCCGCAAGGCGGCCCGCGUGAGCAAGGGCGGGCGGCGGCGCUCCGCCUCCGUGGGGCAGGCCACGGAGAUCUACGAGCUCCCGGUGGACAACGCCGGCGUCGUCGUCAAGGUGGACGCCAGCGCCGUCGAGGCGGUGGCGCUGCCGGUGAAGCCCGCCUUGCAGCUGGAGGAGACGGGGGAGCUUGAGAAGGAGGUGUGGGCCAGGUUCUACGGCACGGGCUUCUGGAGGAGCGUGUCUCAGCUCGACGACGACGACAGGUGACCGGAACAAUCAGGCCCGUGAGUGAGCGAGCGAUCGACCAGCUCCUCCGGCGAUGCUUAAGCAAUAGCAUGCGUUUCCUUGGUUGGGUUUCCUUCGUUGUUUUCCGCGGAAAUAAGAGAAGAUCGAGGAAAAGGAAAUGUGAUGCAUGGUCGUCGAUCGACUAUACGAGUUUCUUUUGUUUUGCUUUUUGGAAGGGAAAACCAUUCUCUUCUACGAUGCCCUGCAUGUUUAAUAAAAUGUAUGUCUAUUGAAC
This is a messenger RNA of Zea mays, 945 nucleotides long. RefSeq lists its product as uncharacterized. Lineage: Eukaryota; Viridiplantae; Streptophyta; Magnoliopsida; Poales; Poaceae. The transcript has a single exon. The record is from RefSeq and is marked predicted. The coding region runs from base 57 to 692 and encodes 211 amino acids.